Molecule: messenger RNA, 1471 nt
Organism: Gastrolobium bilobum
Lineage: Eukaryota; Viridiplantae; Streptophyta; Magnoliopsida; Fabales; Fabaceae
Product: isocitrate dehydrogenase [NAD] regulatory subunit 1, mitochondrial-like
Exons: 4
Coding region: 145-1266 (373 amino acids)
Biological process (GO): tricarboxylic acid cycle; isocitrate metabolic process
Cellular component (GO): mitochondrion
Molecular function (GO): isocitrate dehydrogenase (NAD+) activity
Source: RefSeq, a predicted model, not a curated record
UUGUGGUGGACUUUUCUUCUUUCGUUAUUAAGUUAUUCCUCGUCAAUCAAUCGCCUUCCAUGGUCGCAUCUCGCACAAUCACAACACAGUAACCAAUUUCCACGAUUUUGAAAACCCUAGAAACGCACGCACCCACCCAAACCCAUGGCGAGAAGAUCCGCACCGCUCCUCAAACAACUCCUGUCGAGAUCCGAAUCCCAAUCCCAAACCCGGUUCAACCUGUCCCCGACCCGAUCGGUGACCUACAUGCACCGGCCGGGCGACGGUUCUCCUCGUGCGGUGACGCUGAUCCCUGGCGACGGGGUGGGGCCACUGGUGACCGGCGCUGUGGAGCAGGUGAUGGAGGCGAUGCACGCGCCGGUGUACUUCGAGAAGUUCGAGGUUCACGGCAAGAUGAAUGCGGUGCCGACGGAGGUGAUCGAGUCAAUACGGAAGAAUAAGGUGUGCCUGAAGGGCGGUCUCGCCACCCCGAUGGGCGGUGGCGUGAGCUCCCUCAACGUGCAGUUGAGGAAGGAGCUUGAUCUCUACGCUUCCCUGGUUAAUUGCUUCAACCUCCCUGGCUUGCCCACGCGCCACGACAACGUUGACAUUGUCGUCAUUAGGGAGAACACCGAAGGAGAGUACGCUGGCCUUGAACACGAGGUUGUUCCUGGCGUCGUUGAAAGCCUUAAGGUAAUAACGAAGUUCUGUUCGGAGCGUAUUGCUAAAUAUGCAUUUGAGUAUGCUUACCUGAAUAACAGAAAGAACGUGACUGCUGUGCACAAAGCAAAUAUUAUGAAGCUUGCAGAUGGUUUAUUCUUGGAAUCGUGUCGAGAGGUUGCCACAAAGUAUCCUGGAAUUAAGUAUAACGAAAUUAUUGUAGAUAACUGCUGCAUGCAGCUUGUUUCAAAGCCUGAGCAGUUUGAUGUCAUGGUUACCCCCAAUCUUUAUGGAAAUCUAGUUGCAAAUACUGCAGCGGGCAUUGCUGGAGGAACUGGAGUCAUGCCAGGAGGUAAUGUUGGGGCUGAGCAUGCUGUGUUUGAGCAAGGUGCUUCAGCAGGUAAUGUUGGUAGUGAGAAAAUAGCGCAACAAAAGUCAGCCAACCCAGUGGCGCUUCUUCUCUCAUCAGCUAUGAUGCUUAGGCAUCUCCAGUUUCCUGCAUUUGCUGACCGUUUGGAAACUGCAGUGGAACAAGUCAUUCUAGAGGGCAAAUAUCGGACAAAGGAUCUUGGAGGGACAAGCACCACCCAAGAGGUUGUCGAUGCAGUGAUUGGUGCUUUAGAUUGAUUCAUUCAGUUACUGAUUUCCCAAAUGAAAUCUAUCUCGUAUAUUCUUUUCUAACUAUUUUUAUCAACAUUGUUUUGCACCCACCGAAUUGAAAAUAGCAAUUUUUGGUCCUGAAUAAUGUUAAUGCAACACAGAAAAAUGAUGUAUUAUUUUUUUCCAACAGAAUUUACAGAGAAAGUGAUAACUGUUUCCAACUCCUUUUGAA